UUCCAGCAUUAUUGCAGAGACUUGUCAGGUUUUUGGAGUGAAAAUGGCAUCUUCCCACAACCAGCAUCAAUGCAAGCAAGCUCCUACUUUGCCACCUGAAAUCUGCAAGACAGGGCCAUGCCCAUCAGAGCAACAAUGCAAGCAACCCCCGGUUGUGGAAGUGCCAAAACCUAAGCCAUGUCCUCCACAGGAGCCUCCCUGCAAGGAGCCACCAGUGGUGGUCAUCCCAACUCCGUGUCCAGAGCCUAAGCCAUGUCCUCCACAGGAGCCUCCCUGCAAGGAGCCACCAGUCGUGGUCAUCCCAACUCCGUGUCCAGAGCCUAAACCGUGUCCUCCAAAGGAGCCUCCAUGCAAGGAACCUCCAGCUCCAACCCCAUGUCCUCCAGAGGAGGAACAGUGUUGUCAACAGAAAUCUCAAUACAAGAAGCCACCAGUCAUCCCGACUCCAUGCCCAGAGCCCAAAAAACCACAAGAGCCUCAAUGCGAGGAGCCACCAAUUGUGGUCAUCCCAACUCCGUGCCCAGAACCCAAACCGUGUUCUCCAAAAGAACCUCCAUGCAAGGAACCACCAGCACCAACUCCAUGUCGUCCUAAAGAACCAGAACCAUGUCCUCCAAAGGAGCCAACUCCAGAUUGUCAACAGAAGACUCAAUGCAAGCAGCCUCCAGUGGUGGUCAUCCCAUCUCCAGAACCUGAACCGUGUCCUCCACAAGAACCUCCGUGCAAGGAGCCACCAGUCGUGGUCAUCCCAACUCCGUGCCCAGAACCCAAACCGUGUCCUCCACAAGAACGUCCAUGCAAGGAGCCACCAGUCGUGGUCAUCCCGACUCCGUGCCCAGAACCCAAACCGUGUCCUCCUCAGGAGCCUCCAUGCAAACAACCACCUCCCUGUGACCAGCAGCAGCAGAAGAAGCAGCCAUGUUCAUGGCCACCCCAGAAUAAAUGAGCGAGUCAGUGAAGAAUCCAUCUUUCCAAGUCUACAUCUUCUCACGUCAAACAUACCUCAUCUUUGUAUUCCUUUGAAAUGCUUUAAGAAAUUCUUCUAACAUUGUAGAAGUCUCACCCACAGGGGAAUUAUAGCAAAUGAUAAUCGAUUGUCCAUAAAUGUGACCAUGUUUCAAUUUCCAACCAGAGUGGAUUUUUCAACAGAGGUGCAAUAUAACCUCAAAUUUCUUUUUCGGCAUUUCCUGUUUAUGUUAAUCAUACCAUUUAUUCUGCCUUAGCAGUCAUAUUCUUGAUAAUCUCGCUCAUCUGUAAAGUUUGUAAUUACUUCUUAUUCUUUGUGCCAUUUAUAUAUAUCCCCAAAGGAGGUGUGAUAGGAGAUUCGGUAGAUUUUCCACACCAGCAAGUCUCAAGGAACACCGCAGGGUUGGGUGUCAGUGAAACGCAAAGCUAGCUUAGACCUCCAAAGGUGGACUUUGAGACAUGAGCGAGAAGGUCCACCAUGUUAUUUAAGCUCCUCCCCUUCACUAUCAGGAGAGACCUAUUUUGUGACCACCCUAUUCAGCUAUUUGUCCCACCGUGUAGAUAAGACAAAUUCCUAAGUCAACUAAAAUGCCAGAUCUGUUCUCGGUAGAGAAGAAAUUGUGGGUUGGUGGUUCUCCAGAGGUUGAUAGACUAUAAAUGGACCCGUGGUCAAUGGUCCUGUUGGCUAGGAUGGGUAGGGAUUAGACUAUAAACCAUAUCCCAAGGGCCAUACAUUCUUCAUCUUGGUUUGGAAAGACCAAUGCCCCCUUAGAUCCUGCAAGAUCUCUUUUGAAAGGACCCCAAGUAUCUUCUGGAAUGGCAAGACCCAUCAGAAGACACUGGGAAGCUCUUCAAUCUUCAGGGAGAUGAUCAGGAGAAGCUCAACUUAUCAGCUGCUAAUGGAAUAUUGAGGAAAGAAUGAAACUUUUCAGGGUUUCUCCAUCAGAGUUAACACCCCCAAAAUAAUUAAUCUUCAGAAAAUCAUGGUUUUCAAGUACAGUAAUGCAAGUUUAUUUUUAUUUUUUUUAAAAAAAAUUGGCUUGCAGGAAGCUGCUUUUGCCGGAUGACACCCGUGUCAUGAUAGGGUUACAAGUGUGUCUCCUUUUCAUGGGGUCAACAUGUUAUCCUACAGAUGCUUGAGUCUGCACACUUCAGAAUUUAUCUUUAACCAACUUGUAAAUAAAUUGAAUGAAUAAAGGAAAAACAAU
Molecule: messenger RNA, 2174 nt
Organism: Pseudonaja textilis
Lineage: Eukaryota; Metazoa; Chordata; Lepidosauria; Squamata; Elapidae
Source: RefSeq, a predicted model, not a curated record